AUGAAAUCACACUUGAUUAUUGUACCAUGCCAUUCAAUAUGGAAUCCCUUCAUAGAGCAACUUAAUAAUUAUGGACAAGAUUCGGCACACUGGUAUUUAGCGCCAUUUCAAUUUGAAGGUAACGAUCACCUAGCGUUUAUAAAGCAUGGACUCAAAGCUAUUGAAAUACUCAUUGAAGACUUACAAAAUUCUCUUGUCAUACUUAGUGGGGGUCAGACUAAAGCUGCUGCUGGCCCAAUUUCUGAAGCUCAAAGUUAUUAUUAUUUGAUGUCGAAAUUGCUACAUACUUACGAGGACAAUAACAAGAGGGACGCACUAAACUUUGAUGAUGAAACUGUUUCAAUACUGAACAAGAUCUCUACUUUAAUGAGGGAUAGAAAUAUCACUUUAAAUAACUUAUUCAGUCCACAAAAUAUUACUACUGAAGAGUUUUCUUUAGACUCAUUUGAUAAUUUAGUAUUUUCCAUAGAUAGAUUCCACUCUGUGAUUGACAAUUACCCCAGGGAAAUUAGCAUUGUGGGUUUUGGUUUCAAAAGCAAAAGAUUCAUAUUUCAUCAUGCACGGGCAAUUGAUUUUCCACCAAAUAAAAUCAACUACAUUGCAAUUGAGCCACAACCAUCUUAUGAUUCGACAGACAAAUUGAAAGCUUACUAUGAAGAAUUGAAUGUGUUAGAAAACAAAAAUGCAUUAAGUUUAUUUGCAAAUGAUUGGUAUGCAAUUAAAAGUCCCUUGAUUGAUAAGAAACGUAGCAGAAAUCCGUUUAAGAGAUCUUCUGUAAAAACAGUCCCAAGUUUAUUAAGAUUGGACAAAUUCAAUGGUGAUGAAGAAUCACACUAUAAUGCGUAUAUAAAAGGCAGAAUGCCAUGGUCUAUUAAAUGA
This is a messenger RNA of Kazachstania africana CBS 2517, 879 nucleotides long. RefSeq lists its product as uncharacterized. The transcript has a single exon. Lineage: Eukaryota; Fungi; Ascomycota; Saccharomycetes; Saccharomycetales; Saccharomycetaceae. Bases 1 to 879 code for a protein of 292 amino acids. Gene Ontology annotation, cellular component: cytoplasm. The record is from RefSeq and is a predicted model, not a curated record.